Messenger RNA from Pelobates cultripes (western spadefoot toad), 2056 nucleotides. NCBI's taxonomy places the organism in Eukaryota, Metazoa, Chordata, Amphibia, Anura, Pelobatidae. The record is from the annotation of a GenBank genome assembly.
AUGGCCAAUGUGACAAAGACUUUCAAGAUAACUUACAGCAAUUCUUCAUCCUCUUGGACUGUGACAGUAAACUCAUUAAAUGUCACCCUUCAGAACCUCACGUCUGGGACUAAUUACACAAUUACUGCAGUAACAGUUGGUGCUCGGCAGUAUCAGAGUUCUCCUGUGACCAUAUCAGCAUUCACAAGUAGGUUUACACUGUGAUGUAUUUAUGUUUUACACUGCGCUAGGCCCUGCUGAGUCAAUGCACCCCCCUAAUAUACCACAGUCUAUGACUCUCACACAUACAAUAUCAGUAACUCACACACUCAUAUACCUAGAAUUACACUGUAAGGCAACUACUAAACCAUACAGAAACACAAAUAAACAAACACUCUCACACAUAUCUACUUAAAUUGUGGUGGUUCUCUGAUUUAGGAUCCACCUGAUGAGUACAACUCCGAAUAUAGAUAAAGAACACAAACAGCAAAUGCGUCAUCUGUAGUGAUAAAUUAAAUUAUUGUAACAAAUCAACUCAAUGUAACUAAUCUGACACCUGGAGUAACAUAUACAUUCACUGUAUUUACAAGAGCGGCUGAUAAUGUCACUGAAAGUCAAUCUGUCUCAUAUACAACCUGCACAGGUGAGUUCAGACUGACCUCUCUAGGGGAGAGAGUAAGUUACUUCACAUUCAUGUAUAACUUUGCCAGACACCUGGGCUAGAUCACAGAAAUUACUCACUUGCCAUCUUUUUCUGGUGACUAAACAGACUCUUAUCUAUAAGACUCAAUGUCUUGGCACACAAUAACACAUGGAAAAAGAUAGCCCAUUAUGCUGCAAAAACAUGCAAGCAUAUGAUAGAAUUUGGGGACAAUUUGGGAUCAGCGAUAGGGGGAGAUGGGUCAGGGGGAUUAAGGAGGUUGUGACUGAGUUGGAACAACCUCACAAUGUAUAUUUGGGUGCUUUAGUAGGUUCAUAUAGUGCUUUCUUUUCCUCUCUCUCUCUUCUUCUUUUUUUCUCUCUCUUACACUCUUCUCCUGCUGCCAGACAUAUCUGAUCUCUCUUUUCUUCAUCACAAGCAAACCCAACAAUGCAACUUAAAAAUAAAUAAAAAUGUAAUGGAUAAAUGGGGAGAUUCUUUUUAACGUGACUUUUCUGCUGUGCUCAUUGGAAUGUUCUAUGUAAAACACCUGUUUUCAAACUGUUCUGCAGUUGCCAUUGUUUUUGGUCACUCCAACCUUCCCUCAAAACUGUUCAAUAUUGUGUUCUUUUUUAUAUUUUUAUUUAACUUUUCUUUUUGUUUUUUUUCUUUUUUUUCUCUCAUUACUAAUGUUUGUCAUGCAGUGAGCCCUGUAUUUUCAUAAUACUAUGUGCUCAAUUGUCCACUCUCUCAUGUAUGUCCACUUGUCACUACUGUGCAUUUUUUCUCGUAAACUUGUUAUUAUAAAAAAAUAAAAAAUAAAAAACAACAACAAUGCUACUAAUUCCCUCAGUGUUAGCUGGGUAAAGCCAGAAGCAAAAGUGGAUAAUUACACAGUCACUGAGUGGAGACGUCAAUAGAACAAUCACAACUAAUUCUACACAAGUGGAUUUCACAGACUUACUGCCAGGCAGAAACUACUCCAUCACUAUACAGACAGUUAGUAGUAACUGCAGCCAGUCAGCAGCUCCAGUGAUAGAGGCAACAUGUGAGUAUGAUGGGACAUCUUAGUACAUCUUUAUGUACUAAUCCUACAAACUGAGUCCUAAGAAGGUUUUUGUAUAAUUUGUUUCUAGAUAUUAUUGAUUAUUUGCAACUUUUAGUUAUUAAAAUACAGAUUCCUGUAACUAAAUAUUAUUAUUUUUAUUUUUUAUAGAUACAACCCUUCCAGGCUCUUCCAAAAUUGGAAUGAACAAAAUGUUAUUGUCCUGGGGAGAACCAGUAAAUGUUUCCAAUAUAUCGAAAUCCUUUAAUCUAACUUACAGCAAUCUCACAUCCAGGACUAAUUACACAGCGGCUGUAGUAACAGUUGGUGCUCGGCAGUAUCAGAGUUCUCCAGUGACCAUAUCAGCAUUCACAAGUAGGUUUACACUGUGA